Messenger RNA from Sabethes cyaneus, 845 nucleotides. Its product is annotated as RNA-binding protein 48. The record is from RefSeq and is a predicted model, not a curated record. The transcript has 4 exons. NCBI's taxonomy places the organism in Eukaryota, Metazoa, Arthropoda, Insecta, Diptera, Culicidae. Gene Ontology annotation, cellular component: nucleoplasm. Gene Ontology annotation, molecular function: nucleic acid binding. Bases 156 to 722 code for a protein of 188 amino acids.
UCAUUCAUAUCAGCGGGGGUUCACGGUAUAUACAACAUUUUCCUCUGCAAGGGCUGGCAGUUUUUGUACACUGAUGUAGAGUUAUUAAUAAAUGCCGCCGCCUACGGUACUAGACGCACGCAUACAUUGCUAUCGAUGGCCUCAUUGAUAAAAAGAUGACCAGUGAUCCGGAAAGUAACACCACCGAAUUGAGCCAUCACAUCCGAUACCAGUACUGCCAUAAUCGGCCACCGUAUCGUAAAUCGAAGAAGCCGACUGCCGUAAAGGUCUACUCAGUGGCGAACGAAUCCCGGCAUUUACUCGUCUUUGGUGUUCCCCAGAUUAACUUGCUCCGAGAGUUAAAGGCUGAAUUUCGCCGUCACGGUACGGUUCAGUGCGUAAUUAAUAUUACGGACAGCAUUAAGGCUAGCGGAAGUUUGCAAGUUGAGGCUUUCACCGACGUUUUCCAUGUAAAAUUUGAGAAACUAGAAAAAGCUCGUCAAGCUAAAAAAGCUUUGGAUGCUAGGAACUUCUACGGCGGAAUACUGCAUAUUUCAUAUGCUCCGGAAAAGGAAUCCUUACAGGAGUUGCAAGAAAAAUUGUCUCAACGGAGAAAAGAAGUAAAUUUUAGGAUUCAAAAGAAUCGGCUGAGUGAACAGAAAAAUUCGGAAAGUGAUCGAGUAAGAAAGUUAGAGGAAGAGGACCUAAUUGAAACGACUACAAAGAAACGCAUGAAAUUGUGAACGUGCAUUCAACACUUUUGGUUGCACUGCUGCAAAACAAUAGAAAUUCUGUAACUGCCAUCAGCAGAAAGAAAACUUUAUCUCUUACGCAUUGUCAAAUUGCAUGUUGAUUGACUGAUUUCU